Venustampulla echinocandica is the source of this 831-nucleotide messenger RNA. RefSeq lists its product as uncharacterized. Lineage: Eukaryota; Fungi; Ascomycota; Leotiomycetes; Helotiales; Pleuroascaceae. The record is from RefSeq and is a predicted model, not a curated record. The transcript is spliced from 6 exons. Bases 1 to 831 code for a protein of 276 amino acids.
AUGAAGUCCCAAGUCAUAGCCUGUUUUAUCUCCCUGGCUGCGGUGGUAUUAUCUCACGGGGGUAUAUUUUUCUAUAUUAUUGACGGCAUCAGAUAUGCCGGAAACACAUGGCUUCUCGAUGCUUAUGCGGGGGGUGUAUAUCCUACUCCCGAUCCACCUCCUCCAAGUAUCCAACGACGCUGGUAUUACGCGCCGAUUUUCGACCCAAUGAGCAAAAACAUGACCUGUAGUUAUGAUGGAGCCUCCACGCCAACCGCUCUCCAUGCUACUAUUAAGGCAGGCAGCAACAUCUCUACAGAUUACCAAAACCCCAAUCGGGCUGACUCCUGGCCCAAUGACUGGAACCACUCUGAAGGACCAAUGCUUGCAUAUAUGGCUGCAUGCCCAGGCGAAUCAUGCGAAGGCUUUGACGGAAGUGGCAAGGUCUGGUUCAAAAUUGACCAGACGGGGUUGGCGCCUAGCGCAGUAGAUCUGCGAGGCCCAUGGAUACAGCUGUACACCAUCUCUAGUUCUCUCCAAGGCCCGGGUUAUACUGUAACAAUUCCCAAAAACCUCAAGCCCGGUAAUUAUUUGAUCAGACAUGAGAUUAUCAUGGUUCGGAGCAAGCCACCGCAGUUUUAUCCAGACUGUGCACAGUUGACUGUAACUGGAGAUGGAACUAAGUUUCCGGGAGAUGAAUAUCUAGUCAGCUUUCCAGGAGCCUAUUCACUCGAAGAUCCAGGACUUGCUAUGACAAAUGAUUGGUUCGCCCCUGGUCGUAAUCCUGUGUUACCUGAAUGGGAAACUUUAGAUUAUCCAUUCCCGGGACCCCCUCUCUGGACCGGAGACUAG